AUGCGGCAGCCGAGCGUCACCAUCGGCCGCAACUCGUCGCAGGGCUCGGUGGACCUGAGCAUGGGUCUGUCGAGCUUCAUCUCGCGGCGCCACCUGCAGCUCAGCUUCCAGGAGCCGCACUUCUACCUGCGCUGCCUCGGCAAGAACGGCGUCUUCGUCGACGGGGCCUUCCAGCGGCGCGGCGCGCCCCCCCUGCAGCUGCCCAAACAGUGCACUUUCCGAUUCCCUAGCACGGCUAUCAAGAUCCAGUUCACAUCACUGUACCAUCAAGAAGAGGCUCCAGCAUCCCCCCUCCGGCCACUCUACCCGCAGAUCUCCCCUCUGAAGAUUCACAUUCCGGAGCCGGAUCUCCGGAGCUUGGUCAGCCCUGUCCCUUCCCCGACCGGCACCAUCAGUGUUCCCAACUCCUGCCCGGCCAGUCCACGCGGAGCCGGCUCCUCUGGCUACCGCUUUGUCCAGAACGUGACCUCAGACCUGCAGCUGGCAGCAGAGUUCGCUGCGAAGGCCGCCUCGGAGCAGCAGGCAGACACGUCUGGAGGGGACAGCCCCAAGGAUGAGUCGAAGCCGCCAUACUCCUAUGCGCAGCUGAUCGUGCAGGCCAUCUCCUCGGCGCAGGACCGGCAGCUGACGCUCAGCGGGAUCUAUGCGCACAUCACCAAGCAUUACCCUUACUACCGGACGGCCGACAAGGGCUGGCAGAAUUCUAUCCGACACAACCUCUCUCUGAACCGUUACUUUAUUAAAGUCCCUCGUUCCCAGGAGGAGCCUGGGAAGGGGUCUUUCUGGAGAAUAGACCCGGCCUCAGAAGCCAAGCUUGUGGAACAGGCAUUCCGGAAACGGAGGCAGAGGGGCGUCUCCUGCUUCCGCACCCCCUUUGGGCCUCUGUCAUCCAGGAGCGCUCCAGCCUCACCCACUCACCCUGGGCUAAUGUCCCCUCGUUCUAGUGGCCUGCAGACUCCAGAGUGCCUGUCUCGGGAGGGCUCCCCCAUUCCACACGACAAUGACUUUGGGUCAAAGUUAGCGUCUGUCCCAGAGUAUCGGUAUUCCCAGAGUGCACCCGGCUCUCCCGUCAGUGCCCAGCCAGUGAUCAUGGCCGUGCCUCCCCGACCUCCCAGUUUAGUGGCCAAGCCCGUCGCCUAUAUGCCAGCUUCCAUAGUGACGGCCCAGCAGCCCUCUGGCCACGCGAUCCACGUCGUGCAGCAGGCCCCCCCAGUCACCAUGCUCAGGGUGGUCACCACCUCCGCCAGCUCCGCCAACGGAUACAUCCUUGCCAGCCAGGCCUCGGCCGGGGGUGCCCACGAAGCAGCGGGCACAGCAGUGUUGGACCUGGGCAGCGAGGCGAGAGGCUUGGAAGAGAAACCCACCAUUGCGUUUGCCACCAUCCCUGCUGCCAGCCGAGUGAUCCAGACGGUGGCCAGCCAGAUGGCCCCAGGGGUCCCCGGACACACGGUCACCAUCCUGCAGCCAGCCACACCAGUGACCAUCGGGCAGCACCAUCUCCCGGUCCGGGCCGUCACUCAGAAUGGCAAGCAUGCCGUCCCCACUAAUAGCUUAGCCGGCAGCACUUACGCCCUCACAAGCCCCCUGCAGCUCCUUGCGGCCCAGGCUAGCUCGUCCACUCCAGUAGUGGUCACCCGGGUGUGCGAGGUGGGGCCCGAGGAGCCGGCAGUAGCAGCGGCCACCAGCACCGCCACCCCAACCAGCACAGCCACCGCUGCCACCUCUGCCUCUUCAGCCGGGGAGCCUGAGGUCAAAAGGUCCCGAGUGGAGGAACCCGUCGGGACUGUGACCGCACAGGCCGGGGUGAUCACAGCUGCCGGCCCGCAGGGGCCCGGAACCGGGGAGUGAAGUCGCCUGCAUGUUGGAGGAGUGCAACACUCGCCCAAAGGAAUUCUGGAGCUGAGCCGUGACAGCUGCCAUCGCUGCCGCUCGGGGACCGUGAUGGGAAAGCUCCACUGGCUGAAGCACGGUGCCAAACGGACAGGACAGCCUCCAUCUGCCUGCACCUGACAUGCUGAUCCUCCUUAUCAUUUUAUCUCCUGCCCCUGCUAUGGUUUAACUCAAAACACAUAAACAAGUUCAGACCGCUGA
Messenger RNA from Ceratotherium simum simum (southern white rhinoceros), 2091 nucleotides. It is a transcript of the gene FOXK1, whose product is annotated as forkhead box K1. Gene Ontology annotation, molecular function: RNA polymerase II cis-regulatory region sequence-specific DNA binding; protein binding; DNA-binding transcription factor activity, RNA polymerase II-specific. Gene Ontology annotation, biological process: regulation of transcription by RNA polymerase II. The record is from RefSeq and is a predicted model, not a curated record. NCBI's taxonomy places the organism in Eukaryota, Metazoa, Chordata, Mammalia, Perissodactyla, Rhinocerotidae.